This is a messenger RNA of [Torrubiella] hemipterigena, 762 nucleotides long. NCBI's taxonomy places the organism in Eukaryota, Fungi, Ascomycota, Sordariomycetes, Hypocreales, Clavicipitaceae. The record is from the annotation of a GenBank genome assembly.
AUGGGUUCUGUAACUGCUUCCGAAACACCGGCCAUGGCCACCGACCCAAAGUUCAUCUUCUUUACCGACUUUGACGGCACCAUCACCACGGCCGACUCCAACGACUACAUGACUGACAACUACGGCUUUGGACGUGAGAAGCGCGCUGCCGGCAACCACGAUGUCUUGACGGGCAAAGUUAACUUCCGCGAGUCCUUUGAGGAGAUGAUGGACAGCAUUGACAUGCCAUACGACCAGUGCAUCCAGGUUCUGCGUGAAAGCGUCAACCUAGACCCCGGCUUUAAGGAGUUCUACGAUUGGGCCCAGGCCAACAACGUCCCCAUCGUCAUCCUUAGCGGUGGCAUGCAGCCCAUUAUCCGCGCCUUGCUCGAUGUCCUGCUCGGCCCUGGAUGGAACAUUCAGAUUGUCAGCAACGACGUCGCUGCCCGUGAUGGCAAGAGCAUUAACGAAAAGGGCGGCUGGAGAAUCACUUUCCACGACGACAGUAUCCACGGACACGACAAGUCUAUCGAAAUUCGCAAAUACUCGUCGCUUCCCAACCGUCCUACUAUGUUCUAUGCUGGCGACGGAGUAUCAGAUCUCUCUGCUGCCAGAGAAACCGACCUACUAUUUGCCAAGGCCGGAAAGGACCUAGUUGACUACUGCGAGACGGAAAAGAUUCCAUUUGUCACAUUCCGCGACUGGACUAGCAUCACCCAAACUUGCAAGGAUAUCGCUGCUGGCAAGACGACUGUCGAGGCCGCCGCUAAGGGCCGCAUUUAG